Messenger RNA from Orbicella faveolata, 6829 nucleotides. RefSeq lists its product as uncharacterized. Gene Ontology annotation, molecular function: promoter-specific chromatin binding. Gene Ontology annotation, cellular component: PRC1 complex. Gene Ontology annotation, biological process: negative regulation of transcription by RNA polymerase II. The record is from RefSeq and is a predicted model, not a curated record. Lineage: Eukaryota; Metazoa; Cnidaria; Anthozoa; Scleractinia; Merulinidae.
GUGUUUGAGGAAAACUCGGGAAGGGAAAUUACACGAUUAUCGUAACGUCUCCGUUUUCAAAAUGUGUUCCGUCCACACCACAACUCAACGCUAGUUUUUCAAAUUUCUCCGGUGUGAAGAGUGUUUUCGAAAAGCUCCAUUUUAAUUCGUGACAGAUUAGCGUGGACGGUCAGUCUAACCGCAGAAACAAAGCUGCAUUUUCAAACAUAUCCGGCGCGUGGAUCGGGCCCUAGACUCGGUUUUCCACCAACUCGAACCACCUCUCGAUAUUACAUAGUCUUCAUAAAAGAGUCUUGAACACGGAAAAAGUAAGACGAUGACAUCGUAAUCGCUGACACCUGACAUCACAAGCACGUGAUUUGUAAUCAGCUCUCAAGUCCGUUCGAUCGACGGUCGACGUUUCUCAGAGUUAGCAAGGACAGAUCAAGGUAAGGUUAAUUUUCCUUCUUAUUUCUGUCUUUCAUUUCUUUUAUGAUAAACUGAUCAUGAGCACGCGUUAUAAAACGCAUUCUCGAACUGACUACUGUUCGUUUAGAUACGGAACUUUCUAUGGAUACAAGUCGGUUGACAGUUGCACAAUUGCAUUUAUUUGAAAUUUUUGUCACGCGCUCUGCGACUCAUCCAGGACAGGAACACGUUUUCUCUUGUAUUAAGUGAAGUUGAUUUGACCUGUGGAAAAAUUGUUUUCCUAGCUAGAAUUAUAUUGAACUCAAAAGGGUGGCAAAUCGCAUGAGUUCGCUGUGGCGAAUUUACAUGAUAUUUGUUGUUCAUUUAGUUUGCUGACUCAGGGAAACUAUUCUGAAAAAACCUGAAUCAGACGGGUCACGAUUUUACUUUAAGACUACCCUUGUGUGUUUCGCACGGAGUUAAUGUUUAAGGUAGGAAACGUAUUUUUCUUUCGUUAGAGUUUGAAACCAUUCUUUGUUUCACUGUCACUUUCGUUCACGUGUUUUGAUAUCGAUAUACUAAUACAAGGAAAAUUACGACACUGUGCAACGCCAAGCUAGUUAGAAAAUAGCAACUGAUGCUCAAUAAACUUUGACCUGGUACAAUUAAGACAAAACAAAUAAUUGGCUCCGUCCACACUACGCCGAAGCAAUUUGAAAACGCAACAAUCACUGGUCGUUUUGGAUUUGUGGUUGAGGAAAACUCGGUCAGAAGAAAUACAUUAUUCUCGUGAAGCCAUCGUUUUUGAAAAACUCCGUUUUCAAAAUGUUUUCGAUCCACACUAAACCGAAAUGCUGGCGUUUUCAAAUACCUCCGGUUUCGAGAGCUUUUUCAAAGAGCUAAGCUCCGUUUUCGUGUCGACGCCGGAUUACUGUGUGUGGACGGCUGGCCAAACCGUAGAAAUAAAGUUGCUUUUUCAAAUUUCCGCGACGCACUAUACGUAGUACAGUGUGGACGCUACGUCAAAGGCAUUGAUGACAAAUUGACUCAUGAACCUAAACAACACGAUGCUCUGUGGACUUUCCCUGUUGCUUCAGUGUGGACUUUUAAGUCUAACUAUAGUAAAGUCGAAAGAGGGCCGGUUACUCCGAAACUUUUAAAAGCUUCGUUUCUUGAAUACAGUUUCAAAAUUCAGGACGUGUAUGGGAUCGCAAAGACCCAGCCAUCCUUGCGAUUCAAUGCAGUUCAAUUCUUUAUUCACACUACACUCUUUUCUUUUAUAAGAACGUUGAGUGUUUUUUUAUAUGAACGUUCAGGCUGAGAAUGACCAGAAUUUUAAGAACGUAUUAAGAACAUUCCUCAGACUGAGAGUCGAUUAACAACGUUUUUAUUUUGCUUAUCUGCAUAUUAAAUGACAACCAUAAAAUAAAGGUAACAAACAUUAACAAUAAUGACUUUUUUAUUGCAUGACACACAUCUCGAUUUUUAGUAAUCAGCAGUUGUUAUUUAUAACUGUUACAAAAGAACUUGUUUGAAGUAUUAUAAAGGUAAAUUGAAGAACAUCUUAAGAACGUUUUCAGGCUCAAAUCGCAAAAAAAUAUAAGAACGUUCAGCCUUAUCUCCAAAAUUAGACGUUCUUAUAUAUAACAAGACUGAAGAGUGUAUGGGACGAUGCAGACUUUUGAAAACAGCAGGUUCGAUCAUUAUAUUUCUGCCUAGAUGGGCAACGAGGGACUGAUGCUAGAUAGUAAAAUGCGUUGGAAAGGAAGUACGAAAAUAAACUGCUGUGCCUCGCUAAAUAUAAAGAGAUACAGCUAAUAAAAUGGAUCCUGAAUUCUGCCAUAACUUAUCUUAUGUUACCAGACCGUGAAAUCACCGACGGACCUCAAAUCGCUUGAUCGGUCGUAAGAUCAAAAUCAGUCCAGCUUUUCUCAAGAGGUCUAAGCUAGGAGUGCGUUAGUUUUGGCCAGCCAUUGAAACUUUCUGCAGACAGACUUUAGGUCUGAUGGAACAGGAAAGAAAACAAGGGACCUUUAGUUAGCUUUUAAACAAUUCGCCGGCGAGAGAAAUCGUUUCUAAUAUAAGCUCGGAGAUCGGGUUAUAUGCUUUGGUGGGGCCUGAACGAACUGUUAAAUUUCUAUUGAGCCUCUAGUGGCGCUUACUGACAGCUUAGAAUUGACCCAAAUUUUGAUCGUUAGCUUAGAAAUAAAGAAGUUUUUUCUUUUUACUAGUUGCUUAGGUAUAGAUCCGGGAACAGCAAAAUGUACAUAUUGCGGUCCCUUGGUACACAUAACUUAGAACCGGGCUGAAGUUUUAUUUGAUGUCUAGAAAUGGUUAAAAAUAUAACUGAGAGCUGAAAUUACAGUCCUCCAUCCACGGCCCCUUUCUAAAGUCAACACUCGAGGAAUUACUGAAAUGAAAUGGGCCAUAUAUGCCUGGCAAUGCCUUACUCUCUAACCGAUGAACAGACCUUGCUUUACAGUCACUGGAUUACUCAGUCUUUGCCGAAAAUUUUGCCGUCACGGAUCGGCUUUUGUCUUGAUUUGUGCCGUCUUUAAAGACCACUGAAAUUCAGUGUUCUGAAAACCUGCUAAAAACAGAUUGAAUUCGGAACUAUAAAAAUGAGACCAAAGUAAAAUGUCUACUCGCGUACGACAUGAACGCAUGGACAUAUGGCUGAACCGGCAGCUGGGAAUAUUUUUCCAAUUUCCUUUGAUAUGCCAGCAUGUUCUUAAUAGUAAUAUUGAAAAUAUAUGGCAGCCUGUAUGGAGAGUAUCAGUUUCGAUUUCGAUUGAACAGCUGGAGGUUUCAAGAAAAGAGUCAGUUAAAUUUUGCUUCCAUGCAGCCGGUUCUAAGACGUGUGUGGAUUACUCUUUAGCGCUGACAACACUGAAGUUUUCUCGAUCGAAGCCAGCUUUACGUAAAUAGUGGAAAAGUGAAAAAUAUUAUGAUUAAAAGGAAGCUCGUUAUGAUACGAGAUGAAAACUAUGCAACACAUGGAAAUGAUUUAAGUAUAUUUUCACUUAUAACUUGAAUAUACACGUCCCGAAUUUGCGAAAUGUAUUCAUGAAGUGGCUUCCUUUGUUUUCGAUGACACGCCGAUCACGUGAUUCAUGUAAUCAAUAUGCAAUACAAGGCUACGCUCUAUGCCUUCAGAAGAUCAAUCAAAAACAACAAAUCGGCAAGGACAAACCACAGUGGAAAAAGCUUGCGUCAAGAAAACAAGAUGUCUCUACGAACGAUGCAUCUUCAAGACCUCAAUGCUCACAUCAUGUGUGUUCUAUGUGGCGGAUACUUGGUGGACGCUACCACAAUAGUCGAGUGUCUACAUUCGUUUUGUCGUAGCUGUAUUGUGAAGUAUCUUCAAACAUCGUAUCACUGUCCUGUUUGUGACGUUGAAGUACACAAGACUAAACCUCUACUGCAUAUUAGACCAGACAGAACUUUACAAGACAUCGUCUACAAGAUCGUACCUGGUAUUUAUCACGAAGAAGUAAAUCGACGCAAGGAAUUUGAAGCGAAUCAAAAGGGCAAGGAUGAGCCAGCCUCUGAAGAGACAGCGAGUGAUUCUGCUGCUUCAAAAGAGAAGGAGAAGGAGAAAGAAGACCUUCCGUUUGACGAUCCAGUUUGCAUCACUCUCGAAUAUUUCAGGAAAACAAGGAACCGUAUGGAGAAGGAGAUCUUCCCGACUCGUUUUCUACGCUGUUCGUCGGAAGUGACUGUGAAGGUGUUGAAAAAAUUCUUAAUCAUGAAGUUUGCCAUUCCGGAAACUCACAAUACUGAAAUAAUUCGCUCAGAUGAAAUUUUGGAUGGUCACCUGACUAUGAAGGAAGUGUGCAGGAUUUACGGACUUUAUUCCAAGCCAUUCGUAGAUCUGCAAUACGUUUUUCUCGAGAAAAACGAUACGGUACCGUCAGUGGAGAAACCCAAGAUUCUGGAGGUAAAACGAAAGCGAAUCAAGAAACGGAAAGGAAACAAAAACCUUCUGAAGAAAUGCCUUGGCCUGGACAACACACCACGUAAAUUUAAAAAUAAAGGAGGGAAGAAAAAGAAUUUGUCUUCUUCGCAAUCGAGCGAAAACGCCGAGAAACCAGAGAUGGAUCCCAGUCCACCUCGGCCUUUUGAGAAUGUAGAGAAAGAGAAUCUAGUGCUCAGUCCCAUUCCGUUGUGCGCGAAUGUCAAGAAAGAGGAUCUGGUAUCUAGUCAAGAAUCACGUGAUAAAAUCGAAAACUUGAGUAAUAAUCACGCUAUGGAGCCCAGUCUUCCGGCUAAACCUUAUCAGAACGGUGAGAAAGCUUCUAGCGGAAGUUUACUAGAGACACAUUUGGACAAUCAGGAUGGCGGAAGAGUCAGUGAAAACGAGGCACCCGUUAUCGGGAAAAGUAAUGAUAAGAAAUUUACUCAAUUUGAUUUAGCAGAAGCUUUUGUAAAUGGGACUGACAGUUCAUCGACUGCAACACCUAUCGCGAUCCCAGACCCUGCGCGGUUCUGGCCAACGGUGGACGCAGCAUCUGGAAAUGAGAUGGCUCUCACGUCAGCUGUGAACGACUUAAACCAUGCGCAGUCGGAAGUGAGUUAUGAUGCGAGGGAAAUGGACACGAGUGUUUCUAAUUAUACUAAUGACCUAUGUAUGAAUCAUAUUUCUACGGAUCUGGAAUCUUCUCCGAUUCUUCACGGAUUGGGAAUGUUGUUAGAGAGCUUAUAACACGAACUCUGAAAAUCGCCAACCGUGGAGGAAAAACAAAAACAAAAUAAAAUGAGGUUAUGUUUUUCUAAUGGCGUGACGUAACGCGAGGGAAAUACCAAGUACUUCACUUUUGAAAGAAACAUAUAUUGAAUUCUUGUGGUCCUGAAAGAUACUUCUUUUCUCUUUUUGUUUGUUUGUUUUUCUUUCCUUUUCUUGUUUCUUCAUUCGAUUUUGUAUCCUCUUUGAAGAACCCCAUUGAAAUCAUUUUGAGAUUAUUUAUCUAACAGCAUCCGACAUGCGCUUUGAAGCACUCUGACUGAUCAACCUUACUGUGUCAGACUCUUCACAGCCACAGUUACUCAGAUGAUCGUUAAAGGCACAAGUUAAAGAAAUGCUUUCCACCUGCUACACGAUCUGAGAAAAUAACGAGGCCAUGAAUAAAAUAGUCUUGACAUAUUGAAAAGGGUGUCGAUGAAAUAAACGACUUCCCUAACAUGUUGGAGUGAAUUUCCGUCACAUUUUUAUCUUGCGUUGACGGGUCCCAUGUUGAUGUUAACCUUACUUCUUGUAGUCAUGAGCUAGUCCUCUCUCCAUCACGAAGCGAAGCGUUGCGUGAUGGAGAGAAGGCCACAACUCGACUAAACCUCGAAUCGCUUCGCACGAAGGACUUACCCUGGAAAGGUUCCCUUUGCAUAAGUCUCUGUGUUCACGCCACGCUACGCUUAUUCUCUUGAUCGCUCGGAUGGGUUGCGUGACGACCCACACCAGGGCUGCCAAAUGGACCGGGAUCGAACUAAUCCAGAACAAUCACUGCCUUGGAAAGCGACUUAUUUUUGAGUUGAAUAUAAUUGUUACGAACAACACCCAUGAUAUGAGCCCGCAAUGAUCUUCAUUCACUGGAAAAUUACGUACCGAAUUCGUCAAUUUGUGCCUGACAACCUGCUGACCCCCCACCCCCGCCCAAAAAAAAAAAAAAAAAAACCGCCACAAAACGACGAUAAUGACGAAAAAACAAUAACAACAACAACAACAAAAUUCCCCCAAAUUCCCCGACUUUUCCAGAGCUGUGAAAGCCAUGUUAUUUAUUCUUAUUCUGUGCUAACCGGACACUUAAACAGUUUCGUCACGGUUUGCACAUCUGGAAAAGAUAAGCCUCCUUUCCGUCUUUAAAAAUGCGUCGUUUGUAAUCCGUGUUAAUCUUCUCCAUCCUUAACCAUCCUUGUUCCUUUACGUUGCAUUAUUAUCUCUGUGGCGUUUUCCUAUCUUAGUAAACUACUAUUUGCAGGAUUUCUUCAAUUUAAAGGUUUUUUAUACGUGCCCAAAAUACCGUGACUGAGUUCCUUUAAAAAGCUGGAACUGAUACAAUCCAGUGACGAUAUAUUACCCUGAUUUUAUUGCAAGCAUUUGAUAGUACUCAGUACAUUGUAUAACUUAGUAAUACAUUACAACUACGUGCGUGGUGUUUGCAGAUUGUGCUAUCAACUUUUCAAUGGCUCAAUAACUCGGAAAACUUAUUGCGUACAUUGAAAUUUUGUUAAUUUUUUUGGUUACAGCUAAACUAAUGAGGCGCAAGGCUGAGUUACGCGCGAGACAUGCUCGCGGGAAGCACACGCGUGGCCAUCUACCUGUAGUUUACGUGUACAUGACUUAUGAGGAGAUCCAGCCUCUAUGACUGCCCUUAUAUCCACAUUAAAAAGGUGCCUAACAAAUUAGCUUAUAAAUUACGAGUUAAAAAAAAAAAAAAAAAAAAAAAAA